Molecule: messenger RNA, 2511 nt
Organism: Lodderomyces parapsilosis
Lineage: Eukaryota; Fungi; Ascomycota; Pichiomycetes; Serinales; Debaryomycetaceae
Exons: 1
Coding region: 1-2511 (836 amino acids)
Biological process (GO): regulation of glycogen biosynthetic process
Cellular component (GO): protein phosphatase type 1 complex
Molecular function (GO): glycogen binding; protein phosphatase 1 binding
Source: RefSeq, a predicted model, not a curated record
AUGGCAACAACCGAGUCUAUAUAUACAAGGAGAGAUCAGAACCAACUAGGUGAUACAAGUACCAACAAUAGAUCAUCGCCAACUCCAUCUUCUGCCUCUUCCUCAACAACAACAUCAUCAACAACACCACCAUCACAUUCAAUGGCAUUAGGUGAUACAUUCAACCUCCCCACUGCACCACCAACUUCAAGCUCCUCCAAUGACUCAGCAACUCCUCGUGACCGUCGUCGAUCUUUUACUUAUGAGUCUACUUCACCCAAUGGUAGUUCUGAAGCUUCACCUUCUUCACCAACACCACUAUCCAUGAGCUUUAUACAUAAGCCUUCGAGAUCACAGAGCUUUUUUACACAAUCUAAUGAUAGAACCAGAGAAAACAGCAUAUUCAACAAGACUUUGUCAUACUCACCCGAACAACGGCGACAACUACAACUGCAACAACUGCAACAACUGCCAACGCCACAAUCACAAUUACAAUCGCAAGAACUUGUUGACGCAACCACCCAUACUACACUGACAUCUUCUUCAUCUUCUUCAUCUCCUUCUACGUCCCAGCUGGAUAAAUCACCCACUGCUAGCCCUUCACCAACACCAAUACAUCAGCAGCAACAACCACACUCACAACCACAUUCACCACAACCAAUACAAUCAACGCUAGACACAAAUAAUGAUCAUUUUGCACCACCAGACUAUUUUAACCAUAAAUCAGCACUCAAAUCAGUAACAAGAUCAAAAUCAUUACCAUCAACACCAACUUUUAAAGUUCAUUUUGGAAAUUCCGAUAUAAGAUAUUUUAAAAAGAAGGAUACCCCUAAAACUAUAUCAGCCAGCAACUCGCCCAAUUUUGGUGCACAUGUAGAUUCGUCCGAUGAUUACGAUGACGACGAUGAUGACGACGAUGAUGACAACGAUGAUGAUGAUGAUGGUUAUUAUGGCACGGGCACAUUUGGCAGCAACUACAACUACGGGUACACAUACAGUGACGAAGACGAUGUUGACGACGAUGUGAAAAGAAUCAGUUCAAGAGGUGGUGGUGUUCGCAAAUCACGCAAUAAAUAUAAUCAUGAUGAUUUGCAUAAUUUCAGUUUGGGAGAUACAAAGUAUCCCAUUACAUCAGCAACAACUUCAACUUCAGAGAUCAAAUGGGAUUUGCAAUUGUUAAAUUUUGCACCAUUGUCGUAUUUGAAACGAAUUGAAACAGGAACACCAGUAUUUCUCGAACGAUUAUUCAUUUCGGCUGAUAAGAAAUACUUGUUUGGUCACAUUGCGGUCAAAAAUCUUGCUUUUGAGAAGUACUUGACUGUACGAUACUCUGUUGACAAUUGGAUGACAAUUAUUGAGAUCCCCACGACAUAUACUGAAGAAAAAGCUGAUGUGUUGGCGAAAAACAAUUAUGAUCGAUUCACGUUUAAGAUUCCGCUUGAAAAUUUAUUCAACACAUUUAAAAUGUCGAAAAACUCGUCCACUGAUUCAUUGAGUGAGGAUGGUGGUAGUGGCAGUAGCUCCUCCUCUACCAGUGGUGACGUGUUUCGAGGAUCUAGCUACGGUGAUUAUCAAAAGGAAAGAAGGUACCAAUUUUGCAUCAAGUAUUGUACACAAGGGCAUGAGUAUUGGGAUAAUAAUAGAUUUCAAAAUUAUUUGGUCAAAUUGGUUAAAUCGAGAAUUUGUCAUCAUCCACCACCACAACGAAAGCAUCAUUUUUAUAAUUUGGAGAAUAAGGAUUCAAAGUUGCAAGAUCACACGAUGAAGCCGCGGUAUUCCAGCAGUUAUCUUAAACGAGUUGGAUCUGAUUCGGGGAUUAGCUACAAUAGUCCCGGUGUCACUGGUGGUGCUGCUGACGAUGAAGCUAACGAUAGUGAUGCCAUUGUUACUCUGGAUGUAGAUACUAGUGGUGGUGGUGUAACCAGUCUUCGAGAGAAUAUCGAAGAGUUGUUGAAGAAUACCGGAGACGCACAAAUAAAACUGCAACGUACCAUCAACAAUAGCAAAACUGGAAAACCAACGAAGCUCACCAGUGGCAACAACAACAACAACAACAACAACAGCAGCAGCAGCAGCAAAAUCAACGCUGGUGCAUCCAACAACCGCGGCCAAAACCACCAACUCGAUCAAGAUCUCGAUUCGCUUGAAGAUAGAGACCCUGCAACAACAACAACUGAACCCAAAUACAAGUCAAAAUUCAAGACUACCACUGGUACGAAUAAUAAUAAGAAUACUGGCCAAUUCAAUUUGAAUUUGAAUUUGAGUUCAAAAGCAAGUGCCUCGAUAAAGGGCAAUUUAUCUACUGGUCGAUCAACUGCGUUUAACAGUGAUUUGAAAAGCAAGUCGUAUAAGGAGAUUCUUGAUUCCUAUUGUUUUUUUAAAUCGGAUUCUGCUAGUGUAAGUGGUGGGGGAGGUGGUGGAAACGGAAAUGGCAAUGGCUCUAAUGGCAAUGGCUCUAAUGGCAAUGGCUCUAAUGGCAAUGGAAACGGAAACGGAAACGGAAAUGGAAACGGAAAUGGGAGCAAAGUUUAA